This is a messenger RNA of Penaeus indicus, 2104 nucleotides long. RefSeq names its product probable flavin-containing monoamine oxidase A. Lineage: Eukaryota; Metazoa; Arthropoda; Malacostraca; Decapoda; Penaeidae. The record is from RefSeq and is a predicted model, not a curated record. The transcript has 12 exons. The coding region runs from base 106 to 1734 and encodes 542 amino acids. Gene Ontology annotation, molecular function: oxidoreductase activity.
AACGCCAUCCUUUUUUCUUGUUUUACAGUUGCUGCUACGUUCUCGCCCAGGAUUUAUUAGAGUGCUGUCUGCCGAGCCUACAGAAAAUGGAGAACGAGAAGAAAGAUGGAUGUCGGAAAACGAGCACAAGAAGAUAGACAUGAGAGUUUACUAAAUACCCAAGGGACAAUGCUAGACGUGAUUGUGAUAGGAGCAGGUGUCGCCGGCCUCUCCGCCGCCCACAAACUAAAAAAAGCUGGCCUUCAGAUUGCGGUUUUAGAAGCGCAAGAUCGAGUUGGAGGUCGAACACUGACCCAGCCCGUGGACAUAGGUCAAGGAAAGACGGAGCUCUUUGACCUUGGCGGCCAGUGGGUGGGGUCGAGCCAGAAACACGUUAUGGACAUGUUACGAGAGCUUGGUCUUGAAACGUAUCCACAAUACACGUCAGGCACAAAAGUCAUGCAGUUGGGUCCAGGAGGCAAAGUUAGAACCUACAAGAGUGACAUCCCUUCGAUAGGUUCACUGAAGGGCCUGGUUCAACUGCAGCUUUUCAUAUGGAAGAUAGAGAGGAUGGCCGCCCAAACUCCCAUUGAAGAUCCUUACAAGAGCCCUUACGCCCGGGAGCUCGAUGGACACACCGUCGAUUCCUUCGCCAGAAAACAUAUCACGUGCGAAGUUACUGUUCGACUCAUUGAUGUUGCUUGCAAGGUUGCUUUCGGCACAGAAGCGACCAGGAUCUCUGCCAUUUUCUUCCUGGCUUACUCGAACGCGGCAGGGGGAGUGAUGAAGGUUCUUGAAGCCAAGGAGGAAACCGCUCAGGAAGCCAGGGUUAAGGGCGGAACCCAACAAAUAUCCCAACUCCUCGCCAAAAACCUGGGCGACGAAAUCGUUUUCUUGAGUCACCCCGUAGUUCGCGUGGACCAAACGGGAGAAAACGUGAAAGUGACAACAGAAAACGGGGACACGGUUGAGGCUCGGCGGGCGGUCAUGACGGCGCCGCCAAACAUGAUAUUAAAGAUGGCAUUUUCUCCUCCUCUUCCUCCUUCUAAAAGACUCAUCUACGAGAACUUACCUAUCGGCCAUCUUAUCAAGUUUGUGGUGGUUUAUGAUAGGGCCUUCUGGCGCGAAAACGGCUUCUCGGGCGAGAUCGUGAGCGACGGCGGCACAGAGAGCCUUCCGGAGGGCGUGAGCCGAGGGCCCCUGAGCGUGUGCUUCGACGCCACCUCCCACAGGGGCACGCCAGCUAUUGUGGGCUUUAUUGCAGGCCGGCAGGAGGUCGAGUGGCAGGGAAAGACGAUAGACGAACGAAAAGCAGCAGUUUUACAAGGUCUCGCAGCCACCCUGGGACCCGACGCCAGGCACUGCGUCUCCUACACUGAGAAGAUCUGGGCCGAGGAGCCUUAUAUAGGAGGGUGCCCCGUGGUGUUUGGGGUACCUGGUCUGUCCUUUGCCCUGCCCCACCUGCGCUCCCCCCAUGAGAGACUACACUUCGCCGGCACAGAAACAGCCACGGAAUGGACGGGUUUCAUCAGCGGAGCCAUACAGUCGGGAAAUCGGGCAGCCAUUGAAGUGUUGAAGAACUUACGACCCGAACUGGUGGAUGAGAACGACUUGAAGGGAACGUGUUACGACCCUGGGAGCAUUCUUGGAGACUACAGGACAAACCAAAGGCUACAAACAGACAACUACAAAGUCUUCAUUAUUGUAGCAGUCAUCAGCAUGGUCACUGCUGUUAUAUAUGCUACAUUAUUAUAGGAAAAAAAAAUUGAACUAAAUGUAUUCUAAUUAUAUGAUUUUCUUAUAUGAUAUUGUAUUAGGAUAUACAUAAAUAAUCUAAUAUACAAAUCCUAGUUAUAAUUAAUGUUUUAAGACUAUAUUGUUGCUUCUUUGUCACUGUUAACCACAAUAUUGAUAAAAAUUCCUUUGAUAUUGAACUUAGUACAUCUCUUUGCAUGUCUGUUAACAGUACAAAAUACAAAAUUUAAUCUAAUACUUCUAAGUAUUGAUGUAUGUCUCUAGUCUACAAAAAUAUAUAUUUAGCAUAUUUACUAUAUGGUUUGAUUAUAUUUGAAAAUGUCCUUCAAACACCUGUUGUAAUAUAUGGUAAAUAAAAAUGCUCUUUAUA